UGCUCUUUGUUGAUAUCCGAAUCAUAUGAUCGAGGAGAAAUGGCUGCUGAAAUCAAGCCAAUUCGCAGUUCCCACCCCACUAAGCCCGUCAGCACUGACAGGCCGGUGCUGCUGUUCAAGAUAGAGGGCAGCGGGGAUGAUGUAAACGCUGCAGUGCUGUUAAAUGGCGGGUCUGCUGUCAUCUCUGUCAGUGAUGACAAAUCUGUUCGUAUUUGGCAACGUCGAGACUCUGGACAGUACUGGCCAAGUGUCUGUCAUUUCCUUCCGUCUAUACCCAGCUGUCUUCACUACAUACCUGAUACGAAGCAUCUGUUCCUGGGUCUUGAUAAUGGUACAGUUGUAGAAUUUGCAGUUGCCGAAGACUACAACAGCAUCAGCCAGGUUCGAGAGUACUUAAGUCAUCAGAGUAGAGUUACAGAUGUUAUCUUCUGUCCAGCAUCUGAAUGGAUCUUGUCUGUAGCUCGAGACAAGUUCUUUGUGUAUCACUGCACAGAGAGUGGCCGCAGACUAGGAGGCCACCAGUGCUCCGGCUGGUGCACAGCCUUGCAGUAUGAUGCUAAGAGUAAACACAUAUUUGUGGGAGACUACAGUGGGCAAAUCACAAUGCUUAAGCUCGAGGAAACGGGACCUCAAGUGAUAACAGUACUUAAGGGCCAUAAUGGAUCCAUAAGGUCUCUUGCCUGGGACAUAGACCGUCAGCUUUUAUUCUCUGGUUCUUUUGAUCAGUCCGUUAUUGUGUGGGACAUUGGUGGUGGAAAAGGAACAGCUUUUGAACUUCAAGGUCACACAAGCAAGGUUUCUGCACUUGUGUAUGGUUCAAGAAGUCAUCAACUGAUCUCGGGUGGGGAGGAUGCCACCAUCGUCUUCUGGGACAUGAAGGCCAGCAGACAGGAGACACCAGAAUGGUUACAAGCAGAUUCUUGCCAAUACUGUGAGCGGCCGUUCUUCUGGAACAUUCGUGCCAUGAUGGACCAGAAGCAGAUAGGUCUACGUCAACAUCACUGCAGGAAAUGUGGUAAGGCCGUGUGUGAUAGUUGCAGCAGCAAGAGGUCCUGCAUCCCAAUUAUGGGCUUUGAAUUUGAUGUUCGAGUUUGUGAUGAUUGUCAUUCAACCAUAUCCGAUCAAGACAUAAAUGGAGAGAAUCGGUGUUCCCUUGCCAAGUUUCACGAGGUGAAGCACAACAUCGUCAGCAUGGACCUUGACGAGGAAGCUGGCUUGCUCCUUACUGUCGGCCAAGACCGCGUAAUGAAAAUCUGGGAAGUGUCAAGCUUGCUGAACUGAUCCCACGAGGACUCUGCAACACUGUGGCACACACAGAUCUUGCUUGCAGCUGAUACCUGAAGGUAAUCCUAUUAUAGCUAACAACUUAAUGUUGGCAAGAGAGCAUCAAGCCUGCUCAAUUGAUCACUCCAGGAAAUUGCAAUACUGUGGUGUCCACAAUAUGUGCAGUCAAUCCUGCUGUAGCUAACAGUGGCAUUGCAUUUUCCGAGUUUAACUUUGACAAUGAAGGGUUGAGCUCGCUGAAUUGGUCACAAAAGGGAAUCCCAAACUCGACACUGACAUCUCCAAGGUCUGAUGGUGACCAAUCUAUGAAGGUAACUUUGUGUGUUGCACUGCAUUCCAUAACAUUACUUUGGUGAUAAUAGCAUUGAAGAGGUAUCAGUAGGCGGCCAUAUUUUAAUAAGAGUGUAAUGGUAAGCUUAGCUAAUUUCCAUGUUAUUGAGAUUGAGUGGCACUUGUACUAUUCUUGUUUAUUAAAUUUCAUUUUAUUACUUAAAUAUAUUUCCCAACCAAUUAAUUGGUCAUUAUCUUGAUUAAAAUUUGAUUUUAUAUUUAGUUUAAUAGUUAGUGCUGCAUAUAGUCUUAUAAUUCGGGGAGAAUCUGCAAAAUCUCCUCUGAAUACCUUUUAUUCUCUUCUCCGAGACUGGGUUCCACAAUUUCACCAGAUCUGAAGUAUAUAAUUUGGUAUAUAUUUUUAAUCAAAUUUGUUGGGAUUAAGAGAUAAGACUGAGAUUGUUAAUUUGACAUGCUGUGUAUAUAUAGAUAUAUUGAUUGCUCUUCAGCUGGUGUGUCUUCAGAAUUUGACAGUUACUCUGAAAUAUUAAUUUUGUAACUUUACUGAUAAUUUGGUGGCUAUGCAGAGGUGUGCUGAAAAUUGGCGAGUGUAAUUUCAGCAGUAAUGCCGUGAUGGAAGGAGUAUUGUAGUGUGUACUGACCAAAAUGGUUCACAGUAGAAUGUGUACAAACCAUGCUGCUGCUUUAUGCUGAUGUUUGUUUACAUGGAUGGCAGUAGAGCUUGAGAGCUCUUGAAUGACGGCUCGAGAACAGUUGACAAGUUGUCAGUGAAUUGCUCUUAAAGACGUGGGUAAGAGAGAAAGUGGGGAGGGGGGGAGUGAGAAAUGUUGGGGGGUCUUUAAUCUCUUUCUUAGCCACGACACUUUUCCAAACUAGUCAUAUUUGUUUAAUGAAUACACAAUCUUCCACAACCACCAGUACAAUAUCUACCACCAACAACCUGAACACAUUCUGCCAGCCUGUACUGGUUAUGCCAGCCUGCACUGUAUCUGGAGAAUGUACUAACCUGUGGCUAUUUUUCAUCAUAAUUCAUUUUGUUGGGGAUAGGAAGCCUGUGUAUGUAUGUGCUUUAGGCUUAUAUCAAGGUCUCUCCAAUUGUCUCCCUCAUGUCUAAACCACAUCUAAGUAUUGGUUAUUGUUUAUACUACUCCUGUACUGUGUAAAAAUAUUAUAAUGCUUGAAAAUAUAAAUAUGCAUAUGGUAAUAUUCUAAAAUUGUUUGGACUUGUUUAUUAUUAUUGUUUAAAUAUAAUAUUGCUAUGUACA
Molecule: messenger RNA, 2840 nt
Organism: Procambarus clarkii (red swamp crayfish)
Lineage: Eukaryota; Metazoa; Arthropoda; Malacostraca; Decapoda; Cambaridae
Source: RefSeq, a predicted model, not a curated record